GCCCCCGGCUCCUGCGACGGCGCCGAAUGCACCGAAUGCGUUGUUUCGCGCCUUGCUGGCGGAGGCCAUCGGCACCGGGCUGAUUGUCAUCUUUGGCUGCGGCUCCGUCUGCGCCACACUCUCGGGCGCCUACUCGGGUGUGUGGCAGGUGGCAGCUGUCUGGGGCCUGGGCGUAUCCUUGGCGAUUUACUCUACGGCAGAGGCCAGUGGAGCACAUUUGAACCCUGCCAUCACCUUGGCGUUUCAGUUGGUGCGUCCUUCAGCGCAUCAGAUGACCUGGCUGAAGUCGGCUCAGUAUGUGCUGGCGCAGCUGCUUGGGGCUAUGCUCGCAGGUGCCCUGAACCUGUUGAUCUAUGGCUCCACCAUUGCCGCUUUCGAACGUGAGAAUGGCAUUACUCGGGGCGAGGCAAAGUCCAUUCUUUCGGCCUCAGCAUUUGGAGAAUAUUUUCCCAACCCAGGACUCACGAAAGAGUGGGGAAGCGGUCCCUACGCUCUUGAGGAUGUGUCUGUGCUGGGUGCUUUGCUCACAGAAGCUUGGGGCACCUUUAUUUUGGCCUUCGUGAUUUUUGGCAUCACCAAUGGCGGCAACAAAGUCUUAGGCAGCAUGGAACGAGUUGGGGUGCCUUUCACCAUUGGCAUGACAGUGGCUGUCUUGCUGCCGCUGUAUGCUCCCAUUACACAGGCCGGUUGGAACCCCGCGCGCGACUUUGGGCCUCGCGUUAUUGCAGCCCUGGGCGGCUGGGGUGAAGUGGCCAUUCCAGGGCCUCGCAAUGGAUUUUGGAUUUACAUCGUGGGACCUUGCUUGGGAGCACCCCUGGGCGCCUUCCUCGCCGAGAAGAUGAAAGAUCUUUGCCACUGUGCCACGCGUGGCGCCGUCGCCAAAAAUGCGGCGGGGAUCUGGACCUUGCUGCGAUCCCAUGCGGCAUGCGACGAGAGUUCAAAAGAAAAGAUGGUCCGAUGGACCGAGAACUCCAAACAGCUGGAGGCCUUUCAGAAUGAGGUGGUGCUGUUGCAGCAACUGCGAGAUCAGGAGUCAGUCAUCCAGGUGGUCGAUGCCGAAGUGGACCGCGAGAGGGGUCGUAUCAACAUCGUGAUGGAGGCCGGGGACAUGGACCUGGGCCGUUUCUUGCAGUCACAGCCGAGGUUGACGCUGAUUCAAAUCCAACAUCUUUGGAAGCAGAUGCUGGAGGCGGUGCAGGUCAUCCAUCAGGAACGCAUUGUGCACUCAGUGGGAGCCCGAGCCGUGGUGGUUUCAAGUGACCUAGCGAGCAUCAGCGACAGGGCUGUUCGACAUGGCUUCAUCCAAAAGGUUUUGGGCAUUUUGGGAGUGCAGUUGCUCACCACCUGCGUGGUUGCGGGACUCAUCACCAUCUUUGGUGAAAAAUUGGUGGUUCAGAAUCCGAGUUUGGUAGUGGUGUUGAUGGCCAUGUCGGCUGUGACGCUGUUGAGUGUUCACUGCGUCUUCAUGUGCUUUCGGGAGACCAUGAGGAAAAGUCCGCAGAACUAUGUCUUGCUGGCACUCUUCACGUUGGCAAAGGGCGUUUUGCUGGGCUUCAUCUGUCUGCAGUACACCAUCCAAUCUGUGUUGGUGCUGGUGCUGAUAACAGGGAUUGUCACGUUGGGAUUGAUGCUUUUCGCUUUCCAGAGCACAUAUGAUUUCACGGGUUUCCUGCCCUACAUGUUCGCUUGUUGCCUGGCUCUGGUGCUGAUGGGUUUGUGCUUAGCCAUCUCAGCACGUCUUGGAGCUGCAAGCACUGGAGCCUUCAAGACGCUGAACAUCGUCUAUGCCUCGAUGGGUGCUCUUUUCUGCUCCUUUGGCAUUAUCCUUCAUACCCAGAUGAUUUUGGGCGACAAGAGCAACAAGUACAGAUAUCGCCUGGACGACUAUUGUAUGGCCGCCAUCGCCCUGUAUGCCGACAUGGUCCACCUCUUCCAAUUCCUCUUGCGGCUCUUGGGUCAGCGGAAAUAA
Cladocopium goreaui is the source of this 1969-nucleotide messenger RNA. Lineage: Eukaryota; Dinophyceae; Suessiales; Symbiodiniaceae. The record is from the annotation of a GenBank genome assembly.